AGCGGUGCUUUUUGCCUGGUACCUGUAUUGUACUUCCUGAAGGCGCAUUGUGUGGAACAAUCUUUAGUGAUAGCGUUUCCCGGUCCCGGUCAGUUCCCAGCGGUUUCAUGAUAGAACACAUCAAAUUUGUCAGUUUGUUGAUGCACAUGGCUAAGUGACCUCGCAGAAACAAGUAAGGAUCCCCAGGUCAUGCCCUACUUGGCUCACACAGCUCACCUUCAACUUGCCGGAUUUGCCUUUGCUACUGUAGGCUGGAUUCUAAGUUCUGUAACAACUGGACUUGUGCAAUGGAGAGUGUGGCACGUGGCUAACACCACCAUCAUUACCUCUGGAAUUGCUUGGAUUGGGAUAUGGAGGACAUGUUUCUUCAGUCAAGUUCUGGUGUCUCCAAACCAAGAAAUAAUGUACUGUCAAGAAUUCAGCGUCACAGACUCCUUCAUACCAGUCGAGAUUUUUGUUGCUCAAGGUCUUAUGGUGGUGGCUAUCAUUCUGGGGGCAACAGGAAAAGCAUUUGCUGCUUGUGGACUAAGAAAUGUUUAUCAAGGAUCAUCCCGUAUCACUCUAAUCCAUUACUGGUUUACUGUAGGAGGAAUCCUCAAUUUACUAUCCAGUUUUUGUAUCAUAAUUCCAGUUGCUUGGAAUUUGCAUUCUGUUAUAAAUAAUUAUGGUAUAUCUUUUCCAAGUACAUAUGAUAUGCCAUCUAGCCCAGAAACCCAGGAAGUUGGUGCUGCUAUUCCUGUUGGGAUUGUUUCUGCAAUCUUACUUUUUUUAAGUGGGACCUUCUUUCUUUCGUACAGAUUACCCGACACACUUAUUUCUAAAGUUUCUCCACUUUCACCGGAAGAGUCCAUAUUCUCAGACAGUUUGAGCAUGUCCUCGAGGUUCUCCUCAAAAUCUUUAAGUCUUGCAUCUAGAAAACAUUUUACAAAACCUGUACUUAACUGUGAUGGAAUUUAUAAUGAAGCCUAUGAGUCUGAGCUAGAUGAAAAGCUUUAAUUCUUCCUUAAUGCUGUAUUUUUAUAUGCUGUAAAUACAAAUAUUUAAAUUUAAUGUCACUUUAUGACUGCAAAGAAGUAUUCUGAGACAAGGAUAUAUAUAUAUAUAUAUAUAUAUAUAUAUAUAUAUGUAUAUAUAUUUGAGCUUCAAAGCCAAACAUAUAAGUUUAAAAGCAAAUUGUCUCAAAAAAGCACAAAAUUAUUGUUUAUACGUUGUGUAAUUUUUUUAAUGGCAUACAAGAUUAGCAAAUAUGUAACUGGCUUUCUUUAUUCCAUAUGCCUUAUUUUAUUAUUAUUUUAAUAUUUGUAACUUAUAAAAAAAAAAAACAG
Spea bombifrons (plains spadefoot toad) is the source of this 1325-nucleotide messenger RNA. It is a transcript of the gene CLDN34, whose product is annotated as claudin 34. The transcript is spliced from 2 exons. Gene Ontology annotation, molecular function: structural molecule activity. Gene Ontology annotation, biological process: cell adhesion; bicellular tight junction assembly. The coding region runs from base 190 to 996 and encodes 268 amino acids. NCBI's taxonomy places the organism in Eukaryota, Metazoa, Chordata, Amphibia, Anura, Pelobatidae. The record is from RefSeq and is a predicted model, not a curated record. Gene Ontology annotation, cellular component: bicellular tight junction; plasma membrane.